Messenger RNA from Temnothorax curvispinosus, 1479 nucleotides. Its product is annotated as N-alpha-acetyltransferase 10-like. Gene Ontology annotation, biological process: N-terminal peptidyl-glutamic acid acetylation. NCBI's taxonomy places the organism in Eukaryota, Metazoa, Arthropoda, Insecta, Hymenoptera, Formicidae. The record is from RefSeq and is a predicted model, not a curated record. Gene Ontology annotation, cellular component: NatA complex. Gene Ontology annotation, molecular function: protein N-terminal-serine acetyltransferase activity; protein-N-terminal-glutamate acetyltransferase activity. The transcript has a single exon. Bases 103 to 657 code for a protein of 184 amino acids.
UAAUAUUGGAGCUACUCUCUAAUAACCAUAAUAACGAACGCAAUAAUUGUAUAAAGCAAAAUUGAAUCUUGGAUAUCACACGAUAGAAUAUAUCCGAUCAAAAUGUCUGUAAACAUACGCUGUGCGACUACGGAAGACCUGCUGAAUAUACAGCAUUGCAAUCUGCAGUGCUUACCUGAGAAUUACCAAAUGAAAUAUUAUCUGUACCACGCUCUCUCGUGGCCGCAGCUGAGUUACGUAGCAGAGGACGAGAAAGGAAGGAUAGUGGGAUACGUGCUCGCCAAAAUGGAGGAGGACUGCGAGGACAAUCCCCACGGACAUAUUACCAGUCUGGCUGUAAAGCGCUCGCACAGAAGGCUGGGCAUCGCGCAAAAGUUGAUGAAUCAGGCCUCUCGGGCGAUGGUGGAGUGCUUCGGAGCGAAAUACGUUUCACUGCAUGUGCGUAGAAGUAAUCGUGCGGCUCUCAAUUUGUACACGAGCAGCUUGCAGUUCGAGGUGUCGGAGGUAGAGCCAAAAUAUUAUGCGGAUGGCGAAGAUGCUUAUGCUAUGAAGCGUGAUCUUACCAGCUUCCAUCACGAGAAGGCUCUUAGAGACAGAGCGCACAAGGAGGGCAAUGUUCACACACAUUUAGGUAGAUGCUGCGGCGAUCACUCUUAGUCCAUUCAUCACCGCUGCUGACGAGACAGGAUUGGAUUCUUAAUUCACUCGUUCGAUGAUGCAAAUCUGAGAAUAAACCCACUGCAUGUCUUUUUGCCAAGAAAUGACGAGAUGACGUCCGAGACUACGUGUCUGGGGGAUUAAUUAAAACUGAUUAUGAAUACUUUGUUAUUUCUUGCAUGGGGCAAGAGCUUCUACUUAUCAAAGUUUGACCUGGUACACUAGUAAAAAUAUUUUAUAUGUGACUGGAGGAUACUUGUUAAAGUUUGCACGAUACGGAGUAAGAUUGAACUUUGGGACUGUUGUAUUUUUCAGUUCACACAAUGCGCAACGUAAUUAAAACUUAUAAAUUGACUUAUAAAUAUGUAAGAAAUAAAGGAUUCUUGAAAAGGGCAAUCUAUUCGAUCUUGACUUUUUUUUCAUCAUAACUUUAUUGAAUGACUGCAACUGUAAUUCAUGUGUAACGCGCCAGUAUGCAAUAUUAAAUUGUUCAGGGCGUUGUCAAGCGUGUUGUUAAAAAGUAUGGUAGAAAAAAAUAAUAUUUUACAGCACUGAAAUGGGCUCAAUUUAUACAGUUCAUACUUACACUUUAAAGUCGGAUCUACGAAUAUUUGUCUCGAUAGAUAUUUUCUUUGUCUUUUUCAAUGUAUUUUGGCUUAAAAAUUAUUUUUGACAUUGCACGAUAUUCAAAUAAGUUUACUCCACUAAUGCAUCUCGGAUGUACUCUAUUAUGUUUGUGUAUACAUACUCCAUUUCUGUAAUAGGAAUAAUUAUAUUAUGUAUAUAUAUAUAAUAUGUAUAAAUAUAUCUAUGUACAAAUAA